AUGCUCCUCUGGAAGUCCUCCCACACUCUCCACCAGAGUAGCCAGCCUCCAGAAGUCCUCUGGACUUCAUUGGACCAUCAUUGGACUUCCUCUGAAAUGAAGGGCACAUACUCAGGCUGCAAAAAACCACCUAUCACAACACUCAACAAGCCACUGAACCAUAAGGAAUUCAAUACAUUGUCCUCUAACCUCUUAUCAAACUCUGCACCCUUGAUUCAGCAACAUCUUGUGGAACAGAACACUGCUCAAUCUACACCAGGCCCAUCUGCAUCAACUGUUCCAACAAUCAAUUUCAACCUUCCUAAUGACAUUUUUUCAUUCUUACAGCCUGCAUCAGUACCCUUGCCAACCACUCCUGGUCAAACCAAUGCUCUCAUCAACAGUGCUGAUAUCCCUGUUCUUCCUAUCUCUGCUCAGCCUGGCCCUGACUUGUCUCUUGUGAACUUUUGUGCUGUGUACAACCUAUCUCCAGACAUUCAUGCCAAGCUCAUGGAGAAUGGAUAUAUGGGAACACAGACCAUCAGAUACAUUGUUGUUUUGGAGCUGAAAGAAAUGGGAUUCAAGAAUGGUAAGAUUGCAGCAAUGAAGGUUGCAGUUGCACAGUGGGCUAAUGGAGAGAUGUGA
This is a messenger RNA of Suillus subaureus, 624 nucleotides long. RefSeq lists its product as uncharacterized. The record is from RefSeq and is a predicted model, not a curated record. The transcript is spliced from 2 exons. Bases 1 to 624 code for a protein of 207 amino acids. NCBI's taxonomy places the organism in Eukaryota, Fungi, Basidiomycota, Agaricomycetes, Boletales, Suillaceae.